Messenger RNA from Caenorhabditis briggsae, 537 nucleotides. The record is from RefSeq and is a predicted model, not a curated record. Bases 1 to 537 code for a protein of 178 amino acids. NCBI's taxonomy places the organism in Eukaryota, Metazoa, Nematoda, Chromadorea, Rhabditida, Rhabditidae. The transcript is spliced from 4 exons. Gene Ontology annotation, biological process: G protein-coupled receptor signaling pathway. Gene Ontology annotation, molecular function: G protein-coupled peptide receptor activity. Gene Ontology annotation, cellular component: membrane.
AUGCCAAUCAACACAACACUACUGUCGAAAUCAUGGACGGGCAUCUGUCUGACAGACAUAAUGAUGUCUUUAUCUAGAAAUGCCGCGGAGGAAGGACUCAUAGGAACCACCUUUCCGGUUCUUGUACUUUUCGGAAUAUUUGGAAAUAUUUUAACUCUUACUGUAUUGUUAGCACCGAAUCUACGGACAAGGUCAAAUAAACUUCUUGCUUGUCUAGCAGUUGCCGAUACCGUCACUUUGAUUGUAAACCUUCUUCACUCUAUGGCUCAUUAUGAAAUUUUCAAAUUGACUAUUUGGUUUCGGAGAUUAUAUGGGAAUUAUUAUGGGAAAUAUAAAUUUCAAAUCAUCGGAACUUCCAAUUGGUCAAUAGCCACGGCAACUUGGUUGGUUCUUGUGAUUUGUCUGGAGAGAUUAAUCAUCAACAAAUAUCCAUUAUCGGUGAGGAAACAAGCAAAGAGUGCAAUCUGCACAAUCCUCGGCGUCCUGGGAAAAGCAUUGAACUUUGUACUUUUCUGUCUAUCUUCUGCCUCAUUCUGA